GCCAACAAUAAGCUGAAAAGACGGUUCACCCCAAUGUUCCUAAAUGGUCUUUGUUUUGGGUUCGUUGAUCGCCCUCAAUCGGUACAUUUUCUGAAAAAGGAAUUCUAAACAUAUGUGUAACAGGUAUGUCUCUACUCAACGUCUAUUUCAUUAGCACGUUUAGAUACCCCCCUUGCAAUUAUCCAGCAAGCUUGUUUAGUAGCUAGAAUGAAUGUUAGUUGUCUGUAGCCCUUCCUACCACCAAACGUCUUUGUGGUGUUGUGAUAACAAUCAGUUUGCCAAAUCUAAAGGCCGAUAGUUUACCAAUACUCCUACUGUGGUAAAUUAAAGCGUAAAGGCAUAUAAUUGUAGCUAACAGCAACAUGAAUAUUAAUUUAUUGAAGUAAAUCCUCGUAAAGAUGGAAGAAAAGCAGUAUACGUCACUGACGGUUCCUACGGAUUAUCUCCAACAGUGGUGAGUUGUCCUCCGAACACAUUGGUGUUGGAGGUUUUGCAUAAAAUACAAUUGUUGUGGAGUGUCAGUGUUUUAGGUCUCCAUCAACAUGUAUGAAAUAAAGGGCAUUUUGCAACAACUGACAAAACAGUUCCUAUCGCCAAGGCCUACAGUAGGCUAUGUAUCAUCAUCAUCAUCAUCAUCAGACAAAGCAUGCUUCUUCCUGCAACACUGUAUUUUUAAGAUUAAGAUGCAAUUCUGGUCCUGUGAAGACAGACAGGAAGAAGGGCAGACAAGCAGACAUCUCUACAUGGUAUACAUGAUUAAAUAAAUAUUUGCAAAGAAAAAAAAACGGAUUGGAAGUUUAUAUGCAAAGUUACUCUGUGGAUUCAGAGUAUGAGGCAACACGUCAUUAAUAGGCCAUUUACAUUUAACUAAAGUAAUCCUAGACCUUAAAAAUAUGCAUACUUACAACAUGAUCAUUAAUAGCACACACCCAUAUCAAAUAAUUGGCCCAAGAGUAGGGCCAUGAAUGUUUUCAGACCAGGAAACACGAGACGUCAAACCAAUGUGUGUGAAAAAAAUUAUUCUAUGAAGGUUGCUGUCAUAUUUGUUGAUGUAAACUCAUAUACUGGGUUCCUAGGAGCAUGAACCAUUUCUCUAUGUACCCUCAGUCCAUUGUGUGUAAUUUCUUUGCCUCCCGUUCUGUCACCUCUCUGGACAAACCCCAUUGAAAACAAAAGAAGAUGGUGUCACCCCAGUCUGUUCCUUUGUCUUCUGGACCUGUAGGUACCAGUCCACCCAGCAGCACCCCCAAGCUCAACAUGUGAUGCAGUACCAUAACACGGGUCAUAUCAGUCAUUACAUGGAGGGAUCCAGAGAGGACCGGGUCAUGACGGAGCUGUCUGUUCACCAGGACCUCCCUGUCCACCAAGAGCUGGACUUCCAUCAUGACUUCCACCAAGAGCCAAUCGUCCAACACGAUCAGCCUGUGGAUACAUCACAAGGUAUGUGAUGACCGCCCUCCCCCUACUUAGCCAUGCCGUCUGCCAUGUUUGCGUGGUAAAUAUUUGCACAGCUCUAUUUGUCGCUGUGCUCUCCUCCACGUGCACACAUUUCCCCAGUCCCCACCACCCUGGUAUUAACAUGAACUGACCUGUCCUCAUGCAGUGCUUUUCCACUAAUCAAUUCAAUUAUAUUUGUCCAGCACCCUUCACAGAAUCAUUGGGCUUGUCUGAGAUUGACUGUUUGCAGUCGGACUGCACAGGAUCACUGAUUUAUAAAUCCCCUUUUCUUUCCAGAUUUCCACUCAUUAUGUGAUCAAGAUGAGCGAUUUCUAAACCUCGCCUCAAAUGGAUUCCCCUCAAACUUGUUAAUUUUCUCUUUUAGCUCCGACGCCAGGGAAGAGAAAGAGAGGUCGGCCUCCGAAACAGAAGCCGGGGGAGGGCCAACCGCAGGAAGACUACGAUCAGGCAGAGGCCCUGAAGAAAGCCAAAAGGACCCUUAACCGUUUCAAUGGCAUGUCAGUGGAUGAGGUUAUGGCCAAAACCCUGCCAGACAUUAUUGACCACAACCUGGACAUUUUGAUAGUGAGUGUUGACGUCAUUUAAUUUGUGACAUUUUCAGAGUGGGAAUGUUGAGUAUGACUGUUGAUGUAAAGUUUGGCUACAUUUGUUUUAUCUGUACCAUUAUUAAUGAUAGCCCAUGGAUCACACACCAUUCUACUGUAAUGAUAGCCCAUGGAUCAAACACCAUUCUACUCUAAUGAUAACCCAUGGAUCAAACACCAUUCUACCCUAAUGAUAGCCCAUGGAUCACACACCAUUCUACUGUAAUGAUAGCCCAUGGAUCACACACCAUUCUACCCUAUUGAUAACCCAUGGAUCAAACACCAUUCUACCCUAAUGAUAGCCCAUGGAUCGAUCAAACAACUUUUCAUUAGAUUAAACCCAUGUAUUACAUGUGUUGUGGAUUUGAAUCAAAUCUAAAAUGACUCUUCAUUCUCUAGCAUGUUGCAAUAAUAAGGUAUUUUAUGAUCCCUUUCUCAGAUUGGUAUCAAUCCAGGACUGUUGUCAGCCUACAAGGGACGACAUUACCCAAACCCAGGAAACCAUUUUUGUAUGUAGCACUCAGUAUAAUCACUUCUAUUUCUAUACAUACAGAAUCUAAAUGACGUAAAUGUAAAUGAAAUGUAAAUACUGUAAUACCACAUACUGACUGCCUGAUUAGGGUCAUGUUCAUUAGGGCACAGCGUAGCAAAACAUUGUGCAACAGAAAACAAAAACAAACUGUUCUUGUUGGACAAGAUGAGACGGUACCUCCCUCUUUAACUCGUUUGAGAACGCUUCCUUCCGUUUCGUGCCUAGUGAACACGAACCCAUGUUGUUAGUAACGUUAUGAUAAAAGUGAUUGAGCUUGUUCUUGUUUUGGACCUUAGGGAAAUGCCUGUUCCUCUCUGGUCUCACUGAUGAGCAGCUCAACCACACGCACGAUCUGAGCCUACCGGAGAAGUAUGGCAUUGGCUUUACCAACAUGGUGGAGAGAACAACGCCAGGAAGCAAAGACCUCUCAAGGUGUCAAACCCUUAAAAAAAAAAAAAAAAAAAAAGUAUAGUAAUUGUCAAGCGUAUGUUAUUUAACGUGCCAUAAUAAUAGUUAGAAGUUAUAGUAAUAAAAAAAAGCACAGAUGUCAUUAAACAUCCAUGAUGCAUUUUCUUUCUAGUUUAGAAUUGUCGUCAUGAUUAUUGGUUGUUCAUUGUCUAGGCUAACGUUGUUACUGUUUCCACAGCAAAGAGUUUCGUGAAGGAGGCCGGCAGUUGGUAGAGAAGCUGAAGAAAUACAAGCCACUAAUCGCAGCUUUCAAUGGAAAAUGUGAGCAGAUUUUAUAUACCGUAUAUGUUUUUGUAUUAUUUCCCCUUUAUUUAACCAGGUAAGCCAGUUGAGAACAAUUUCUCAUUUACAACUGCGACCUGGCCAAGAUAAAGCAAAGCAGUGCGAUUAAAAAAACAACAACAACACAGAGUUACAUAUGGGGUAAAACAAAACAUAAAGUCAAAAAUACAACAGAAAAUAUAUAUACAGUGUGUGCAAAUGUAGCAAGUUAUGGAGGUAAGGCAAUAAAUAGGCCAUAGUGCAAUAGGCCAUAGUGCAAAAUAAUUACAAUUUAGUAUUAACACUGGAAUGAUAGAUGUGCAAGAGGUGAUGUGAUAUCAGCAAUUACUAUUAUAGUUUGUUUUGUCUUUUACAGAUAAAACUGAAAUACUUGUCAUAUCGACAAAAGCUUGAGACCUACAUAAUUUCAUGAUGAUAUUAUUUUCAUUGCUCUUCUUUGGCAGGUAUUUACGAAAUUUUCAGCAAAGAGAUCUUUGGAGUGAAGGCAAAGAAACUCGAGUUUGGCUUACAGCCGUACAAAAUCCCAGAAACCGAAACUGUAAGUAGUUUUACCAAAAUACACAGAAAAUAAAUAUAAACGCAACAUAUAAAUUGUUUGUCCCAUGUUUCAUGAGCGGAAAUACAAGUUCCCAGAACAUUUCCAUACGCACAAAAAGCUUAUCUCUCAUUUUGUGCACAACUUUGUUUACAUCCCUGUUAGUGAGCAUUUCUCCUUUGCCAAGAUAAUCCAUCCACCUGACAGGUGUGGCAUAUCAAGAAAAUGAUUAAACAGCAUGAUCAUUACACAGGUGCACCUUGUGCUGGGGACAAUAAAAGGCCACUAAAAUGUGCAGUUUUGUCCCACAACACAAUGCCACAGAUGUCUCAAGUUUUAAGGGAGCGUGCAAUUGGCAUGCUUAUUGCAGGACUGUCCACCAGAGCUGUUGCCAGAUAAUUGAAUGUUCAUUUCUCUACCAUAAGCCUCCUCCAAUAUCGUUUUAGAGAAUUUGGCAGUACCUCCAAUCGGCCUCACAACCGCAGAUUGCGUCGGGUGGGCGAGCGGUUUGCUGAUGUCAACAUUAUGAACAGAGUGCCCCAUGGUGAGGUUAUGGUAUGGGCAGGCAUAAGCUACGGACAACGAACACAACUACAUUUUAUCGAUGGCAAUUAGAAUUUACAGAGAUACUGUGACAAGUACCUGAGGCCCAUUGUCAUGCCAUUCAUAUACUGUCAUCCCCUCAUGUUUCAAAUCACAUUUUAUUUGCCACAUGCGCCGAAUACAACAGGGGUAGACCUUACCGUGAAAUGCUUACUUACAAGCCCUUAACCAACAAUGCAGUUUAUAAGAAAAUAAAAAAGUAAAAAAUAGAUCAGUAAAAAAUUGAAAAGAGAAGAUAUUAAAGAGCAGCAGUAAAAUAAAAUAACAGUAGCGAGGCUAUAUACAGGGGGGUACCGGUGCAGAGUCAAUGUGCAGGGGCACCGGCUAGUCGAGGUAAUUUAGGUAAUAUGUACAUGUGGGUAGAGUUAAAGUGACUAUGCAUAAAUAAUAAACAGUAGCAGCAGCAUAAAAGAGGAGGUUGGGGUGGGGGGGCAAUGCAAAUAGUCCGAGUAGCCAUGAUUAGCUGUUCAGGAGUCUUAUGGCUUGGGGGUAGAAGCUGUUAAGAAGCCUUUUGGACCUAGACUUGGUGCUCCGGUACCGCUUGCCGUGCGGUAGCAGAGAGAACAGUCUAUGACUAGGGUGGCUGGAGUCUUUGACAAUUUUUAGGGCAUUCCUCUGACACUGCCUGGUAUAGAGGUCCUGGAUGGCAGGAAGCUUGGCCCCAAUGAUGUACUGGGCCGUACGCACUACCCUCUGUAGUGCCUUGCGGUCGGAGGCCGAGCAGUUGCCAUACCAGGUGGUGAUGCAACCAGUCAGGUUGCUCUCGAUGGUGCAGCUGUAUAACUUUUUGAGGAUCUGAGGACCCAUGCCAAAUCUUUUCAGUCUCCUGAGGGGGAAUAGGGUUUGUCGUGCCCUCUUCACGACUGUCUUGGUGUGUUUGGACCAUGUUAGUUUGUUGGUGAUGUGGACACCAAGGAAGUUGAAGCUCUCAACCUGUUCCACUACUGCCCCGUCGAUGAGAAUGGGGGGCGUGCUCAGUCCUCUUUUUUUCCCUGUAGUCCACAAUCAUCUCCUUUGUCUUGGUCACGUUGAGGGAGAGGUUGUUAUCCUGUUACCACACAGCCAGGUCUCUGACCUCUUCCCUAUAGGCUGUCUCAUCGUUGGCGGUGAUCAGGCCUACCACUGUUGUGUUGUCGCCAAACUUAAUGAUGAUGUUGGAGUCGUGAUAAUGCACAGCCCCAUGUCGCAAGAAUCUGUACACAAUUCCUGGAAGCUGAAAAUGUCCCAGUUCUUCCAUGGCCUGCAUACUCACCAGACAUGUCACCCAUUGAGAAUGUUUGGGAUGCUCUGGAUCGACAUGUACGACAGCGUGUUCCAGUUCCCGCCAAUAUCCAGCAACUUUUUACAGCCAUUGAAAAGGAGUGGGACAAUAUUCCAUAGGCCACAAUCAACAGCCUGAUCAACUCUAUGUGAAUGAGAUGUGUCACGCUGCAUGAGGCAAAUAGUGGUCACACCAGAUACUGACUGGUUUUCUGAUCCACGCCCCUAUCUUUUUUGUUUGUUUUACCAACAGGCAUAUCUGUAUUCCCAGUCAUCUGAAAUCCAUAGAUUAGGGCCUAAUGAAUUUAUUUCAAUUGACUGAUUUCCUUUAUAUGAACUGUAACUCAGUAAAAAUCUUUGAGAUUGUUGCAUGUUGCGUUUAUAUUUUUGUUCAGUAUAGUAACUAGUUGCACAUGUUUGUAUCCAUUCUCUCAUUGGCUGUUGUUUUGGGGUCUGUUCAAGAGGGUGCAACGUUAUAGAAUUUUCAGAAAUGUAUUGUAGAUCAAGUUUAGCGUAUGUCACGUAGAGCUGGGAGUCAUGCCGGCUCCACACAUUUCUACCUGCAACGUCGCGAAUGUCUUCCUCAUUGAAUACACCCCAGGUGUGCUACUUGAUGCCCUCGUCAAGCCCCCGCUGUGCCCAGUUCCCCCGCGCUCAGGACAAGGUUCACUUCUACAUCAAGCUGAAGGAGCUACGGGACAAGAUCAAGGGUGUACCCCCAGUGGCCCGCGAGGUACAAGAGACGGAGUACCACUUCGACCUGGGACUUGCCAAAGGUAAAAUAAUGGUCAUGCCGGAGUUACUCGCAUUGCCACACUUCAAAGUCUCGUUCAUGUUGCUAUUUCAGAACGAACAUGAGAAAGCCGUUAACUGAAUCUGUGAUAUAUACUGAAUAUAAUGCCAUUGACAAGGCCGUAAUACCCUUAAUGUUAUGCAAAUUAUAUUGUCGUUCGGUUAAAUGAGGGUAUGCGCUCUAGAUUGUCAAUCGUUUCUCAAGGCAGUUCAGUGUUGAAGAUGAGUAACGUUGUAUUUCCUGUAUGACUGCGUUACAGAGGAUGCUAAGAGGAUGGCCAUCAAGGAGGAGCAGGUGGAUCCUGAGUACGAGACCUGUGGCCAGGAGGCAAGGCAAAGCACCAGCUACUGCAACAUUUCCUCCACCAAAGAGACCGGUGAGAGCAGGUUUCUGAAGACGAGUGCUUGUGUUUUUGACUUUCGUUAGUGCACAUGGGCCAUCUGAUGAGGCUGAUCGAGAAAUAGACCCUAAAGAUUAACAACUUACCAUCACUAUUCGUACAGGUUUCGGUUUGUUAAAGGGAUACUUCAGGAUUUGGGCAAUGAAGCUCUUUAUCUACUUCCCCAGAGUAGGAUGAACGUACUGAUACCAUUUUAUGUCUGAAUAUAUAUAUUAUUUUACUCCUUUCAGGAAUGCCCAGUAAGGACCAAGCCCAAGCUACAGCAUUGCGCCACGUGCCAUACGACCAGUGGAUGACACAGUCGUUUGCAGACCAGAUACCGGACAUUAGCUGUAACAGUAGCAAUGUACCUCAACCUCAACCUCAGUUGGGAGCAGAAACCUUUUGAAGAAGGCCCCACAAGAAAAGUCAUUGGGUCACACUGUUUUUGAGGCAUCAUAAUGCAUGCGUCACACUAGAAGGAAGAUGGAGGAGAAAUGGCCCAUCUUGACUGGACUCCCAUUUUCAAAUCCUCUCUUUAAACACAGCCCAUUUUUUUCCAUUAAUUUUUAUAACUAUUUAUUGCAUUUCAUACAGCAUGUGUCCAGUGUCUUAUUUUUAUAUUUUUAAAGAAUGGGAUUUUGUUGUAUCCCUCGCUUGUACAUGUGGAAGUGUAAUUGUGCUCUGGAAUUUUCAAGUUUGUUAUUACAG
This is a messenger RNA of Coregonus sp. 'balchen', 7605 nucleotides long. The record is from the annotation of a GenBank genome assembly. NCBI's taxonomy places the organism in Eukaryota, Metazoa, Chordata, Actinopteri, Salmoniformes, Salmonidae.